Armigeres subalbatus is the source of this 4983-nucleotide messenger RNA. RefSeq lists its product as uncharacterized. The transcript has 3 exons. The coding region runs from base 1 to 4983 and encodes 1660 amino acids. Lineage: Eukaryota; Metazoa; Arthropoda; Insecta; Diptera; Culicidae. Gene Ontology annotation, biological process: DNA integration. Gene Ontology annotation, molecular function: nucleic acid binding; zinc ion binding. The record is from RefSeq and is a predicted model, not a curated record.
AUGGGUGGAAAGAAGCUGAAGGCCAUGAUUCACGUUAGGGACAGCGUCGUGGAUUUCCUGACCCGAGCGGAGAAGUUCCUGAAAAGUACGCAGGCAGCGGAUGAGAACCAAAUACGGUUUCGUCUAGAGAAAUUGGAGGCCAAAUGGGAGGAAUUUGAGGGAAUUCAAGCAGACAUCGAAUCAGCGGAGGACUAUGAGGACAACCUCGAGAUGCAUCAUCAAGUCAGGGCGAGUUUCGAGGAAAAAUAUUUCGAGGCCCUGAUUGAUUCCGCCCCGGAGUUGAGUGGUAUCCAAAAAUUCCACUACUUGAGGGCUUCUCUGAGGGGUGAAGCGUUGAAGUUGAUCGAUUCUUAUCCGAUGAGCGAGGCAAAUUACGUGGUUGCGUGGAAUGGUUUGGUUGCACGGUUCUCCAAUGGCUACUUGCUGAAAAAACGCCAUUUGAAUGCGAUGUUUGAGUUCCCGAAAAUUCGGAAGGAGUCUGCUACAUGUAUCUACGAUGUCAUCGACUGCUUCGAACGUAACACCAAAAUCUUGGACCAGUUAGGAGAGCAAACCACCGGCUGGGGUGCGAUGCUAACGCAUCUGAUGGUAUCGAAGUUGGAUGAGUCUACACAGAAGCGCUGGGAAGAACAUGUGUCAGACGAGGUCGAGCCAUCUUUCGUCGUCCUGGUGGAGUUUCUAAAAAGGCAAACAAGGGUUCUUGACGCUGUGCUAGUCGACCAAAAGGUACAUCUUACUCAAGCUCAAUAUCCCUCAAUCGGACUGAAGUCACGUCCUUCGAAGAUCUCGGUCAACUCGGCGACCGAGCGGAAACCUUCAAACUGCGUUUCAUGCGGAGAGCAGCAUUUGAUCUCGCAAUGUUCCUCCUUCAUUCAACUUCCGGUCGACCAACGGCUGCAUCUGACCAAUUCUAAAAGGUUGUGCAGCAACUGCUUGGGUCGAAAUCAUCUAGCGCGUGAUUGUCCCUCCAAAUAUAGGUGCAGAACUUGCUCCAAGAAGCAUCAUACCUUACUACAUCCGGGGUUCCCUGGUUCAGGUUCUACUUCCAGUCCUGUUUCGGAAGCUUCUAGAAUUCAGGGACAGACUUCAACUGCUUUGGAAGGUACGAGUUCCGGAGGGUCGAUUGCUAGUUCUGUGGCAUCCGUUUCAACAAACGCAGCAGUUGGGCAUCCGGGAAACCACGUCUUCUUGCUGACGGUGUUGCUCAAGAUCAAGGAUAACUGGGGUAGGACUCAUCUUGCGAGGGGCUUGCUGGAUUCUGGAUCACAAGCAAACUUGAUGUCGGAGAGACUCUGUCAGCUACUAAAGCUUCCACGGCGCGCUAAACGGGUGGAAAUUCAUGGUAUUGGUCAAGCGCGAAGGACAACGACACACGAGGUAUCAUCUUUCAUUUCGUCACGUAUUCGGAACUUUUCAACGUCAAUGGACUUUCUGGUACUGGGGCAGGUCACAGCUGAUCAGCCAUCCUCUUCUCUUCCACUGAAAAAUUGGGCACCGCCAUCCGGCAUGCAAUUGGCAGAUCCCGAAUUCAACGUGUCAGGACCGGUAGAUCUGGUACUUGGGUCGCAAUACUUCUACGAUUUCCAUAUACUCGAUGGUGGCCGGAUUCAAAUUCGCAAGCUCGACAGUGCUCUUCCAGCUUUCGUCAAUACCGUCUUCGGUUGGGUAGCUGCUGGAGAAUCCGAAUGGCCUGAAAACAAAACGGUGGUUAAUUGUCAUCUAGCAACUACAGAAACUCUCGACACGACAAUGCAUAAAUUUUGGGCAAUCGAAGAGAUGAUGGAAAAACCAAUACGAUCCCAAGAGGAAGAAGACUGCGAGCAACACUUCCAAGCAACAAUCGAUCGUGACUCUACCGGUCGAUACAUAGCACAGUAUCCGAAGAAGAUUGGUUUCCACGAGAAGAUCGGCGAUUCUAGGAACACGGCUUUGCGACGAUUCGAUCAACUGGAGAGGAGGCUAGGAAAGGAUCCAAAUUUGCAUCAACAGUAUAGCGAUUUUCUUCAAGAUAUGGGCCACAUGAAACUUAUCGGGACAUUGCAAGAUAUAAAGGAUGAAGGACGAACCGUUUGUUACCUCCCCCACCAUCCCGUAUUUAAAGAGACCAGUUCAACAACAAAGGUCAGGGUGGUAUUCGAUGGUUCCGCAAAGACAAGUACUGGUUCAUCGCUCAAUGAUUCGCUCCUCACAGGUCCGGUCAUCCAAGACGAUUUGUUGGACCUCAUGAUCCGAUUUCGCAAGCACACCGUAGCAUUGGUGGCGGAUGUGGCUAAAAUGUAUCGCCAAGUGCGUAUUCAUCCGGACGAUACACCCCUCCAACGUAUUUUGUGGCGGUCUGCGCCAACCAGUCCAAUUCAAAUUUUCGAGCUGCAAACCGUUACGUACGGCUUAUCUCCAUCGUCGUUUAUUGCCACGCGUGUACUAAAACAGCUCGCAUCUGAUGUUGGUAGCAAAUAUGAUCACGCUGGCACAGUGGUGUCGAAUGACUUUUAUAUGGAUGAUUUUCUCUCAGGAGCAGAUACGGUAGAAGAGGCAAAAAGGUUGAGAAAUGAUGUACAGUCUCUCAUGGCAGAGGGAGGGUUUGAACUGCGGAAAUGGAGCUCAAAUUCAUCAGAUGUGUUGAGUGGCUUGCCUCCUGGUGCACUUGAGGAUCAAUCGAUGCUAUAUCUUGAUGCAGAGCAGAAGGUGAAGACGCUAGGAGUGGCAUGGGAGACGGGAACGGACUGUUUACGCGUCGACAUACCAACACCAAGGGAGGAAGAGCACUGGACGAAGAGACUAAUCUUUUCAACGAUCGCUCAACUGUACGACCCUCUCGGAUUAGUUUCUCCGGUUGUGGCAUGGGCGAAAAUACAGAUGCAACAUCUUUGGUUGGUGUCUGUUGGCUGGGACGAUAAGAUCCCCUACGAGAUUUGUGGAAACUGGAAGAAUUUCUAUGAGCAGCUUCCACUGCUGCAAAGCUUCAAAGUCCCACGUUGCGUUUUCGUCCCACAAUCAACAAAUUCCCACUUCCAUGUAUUCUGUGAUGCAUCGGAAGCCGGAUACGGGGCGUGCAUCUACGCGCGAUCUACCAAUGGGGAAGGUGAACACAUCUUGCAGCUAAUCGCUUCCAAAUCGCGGGUAGCACCAAUCAAACGGCUCAGUUUGCCACGUCUCGAGCUGUGUGCAGCAUUAUUAGGGGCAAAACUCUACGCCAGGGUCUCCACAGCAUUAAGGAUGGAAGGCACUCCUUGUCAUUUCUGGUCAGAUUCUACGGUCACUUUGUACUGGAUUCAAUCUCCCCCGAAUACUUGGCAAACCUUUGUUGGUAACCGUACAUCUGAAAUUCAGCUCCUAACACACGGACAUAAAUGGGCACACGUAAAAGGGACUGAUAACCCAGCCGAUCUUGUGUCACGCGGCAUGCUACCAAACGAAUUCAUCAGCAACACGUUUUGGAUGCAUGGUCCACCCUGGUUGAGAGACGAUGAAGAAGACUGGCCAAAACAAUCCCAUCAGCUUUCACCCCAAGAAGACGUUCUCGAGCGAAGAAAAACGGUUUUGGUAUCACAAGUAUCGUCCGAACUGAACCCACUUUUCGAACGAUAUUCUUCCUAUUGGCGCUUGAUAAGGAUUACUGCAUACCUGCGCCGGUUUAUCAGUCGAUGUCGUUCGAACAAUCAGCAACAGGAAACGUUCCUCACCACACAUGAACUGACAGAAGCGAAGGAAACCCUUGUGAAAUUGGUGCAGCAGGAAACAUUUGCUGAAGAAAUAAAGCAACUGAAUCGAAAAGGUCCGUUACCAAAGAAGUUCCCACUCAAAAAUGGUCACCCUAUCAUCGAUGAGAAAGGCAUCCUCCGUCUUGGUGGCCGACUUUACCAUUCCAACGAAAGCUACCAGACCAAACACCCAAUAGUUCUCCCGAUCAAGCACCCGUUCACUCGCCUCGUUGCCGCUCAUUUCCACUCCCUCUGUUUUCAUGCUGGUCCUCGCAUGACUUUGGCGACUAUCCGUCGUGAAUUCUGGCUAAUUAGCGGUAAAACUCUUGCCAACCAUGUGUGUCGAAAAUGCGUCAAAUGUUUUCGACAAAACCCUGUCCCUGUAGCCCAACCUCUUGGCCAACUCCCACAAGCACGAACCGUUCCUAGUCGCCCAUUCUCUACAACUGGUGUAGAUUUUUGCGGGCCUGUAUACCUGAAACCAGUUCACCGUAAAGCAGCCCCACAGAAAGUAUUCAUCGCGGUCUACAUCUGUUUUGCCACCAAGGCAGUUCACCUAGAACUGGUGUGCGAUCUAUCGACCGAUGCCUUCAUCGCCUCCCUUCGACGAUUCAUCGCUCGACGUGGAAUUCCGGAAGAGAUCCAGUCUGAUAACGGCACAAACUUCCAAGACGCGAAGACCAAGCUCAACGAAAUGUACCGCAUCUUCAACAGCAAGCACGACCAGCAAGCAAUCUUCAACGAACGCAGCAGCCAAGGUAUCACUUGGCGAUUCAUCCCCCCACGAGCGCCAAACUUCGGCGGACAAUUGGAGGCAAAUAUGAACAGUCGACCAUUGACACCGCUAUCCGAAGAUCCAGCAGAACUUGAUGUCCUUACACCUGGACACUUCCUCGUUGGUGCCCCAUUGAACAGCCUACCGGAUCCUGAUUAUACGACAGUUCCAUCCAACCGUCUGCGACACUACCAACAGCUGCAACAAGUCAUCCAAAACCACUGGAAGCGAUGGAGAAAGGAGUACCUCACCGAGCUCAAUCAACAGUGGCAAGCAUCUCGACCAGCAGCGGAAAUUCACGUUGGCCAGAUGGUACUUCUUAAGGAGGAUGGGAAAUCAUCGAUCACUUGGCCACUCGCACGAAUCAUAGCAGUUCAACCCGGCAGCGACGGUAUCGUUCGUGUGGCAGUCAUCAGGACCAAAUCUGGCACAUACACGCGAGCCGUCAACAAACUAUUUCCACUGCCUAUUGACGAGGACAUCACUCAUCAGUACAAACAGCAAUAG